This is a messenger RNA of Pygocentrus nattereri (red-bellied piranha), 2204 nucleotides long. It is a transcript of the gene c23h9orf78, whose product is annotated as chromosome 23 C9orf78 homolog. The record is from RefSeq and is a predicted model, not a curated record. NCBI's taxonomy places the organism in Eukaryota, Metazoa, Chordata, Actinopteri, Characiformes, Serrasalmidae. The transcript has 9 exons. Gene Ontology annotation, biological process: mRNA splicing, via spliceosome. Gene Ontology annotation, cellular component: spliceosomal complex. The coding region runs from base 129 to 1001 and encodes 290 amino acids.
GUCAGCCACGUUUUUGGAGGGAAGCGGAAGGAGGGUGGACGCUGUUGUCAACAGUUAACAGGAUCAGAAACGUUAGCGUUAGCUAGCUUUAAAGGUUUAACAACGAAAACAAAAACACAAACUGAACCAUGCCAGCGGGGAAAAGUUUUCGAAAAAGGAAAGAAGAGUCAUCGGAUGAAGAGGAAGCUGACGAGGUAACCGCCGAAGUCAGAGCUAAACUGGAUGAAGCAAAAGAACUACAAAGUUUGCGGAAGAGACAGACUGGUGUGAGUUUGACAGCAUUGCUUGUUGGAGAGAAGCUUCCACUAGAAGCAGAGAUUGAGUCUGAUCCAUUUAAGCUGAAGACGGGAGGUAUCGUGGACAUGAAGAAAGUGAAAGACAGAAACAGAGAUAGAACAGAGGAUGAAAAUGAUCUGAACCUGGGAACCUCCUUCUCUGCAGAGACCAACAGAAGAGAUGAAGAUGCAGAUAUGAUGAAGUACAUUGAAACAGAGCUCAAGAAAAAGAAGGGAUUAGUAGAAGCAGAGGAGCAGAAGGUCAAAGCAAAGAAUGCAGAGGACCUUUUGUAUGAGCUGCCAGAGAACAUCCGCAUUAAUUCUGCCAAAAAGACUGAAGAGAUGUUGUCCAAUCAGAUGCUUAGUGGCAUCCCAGAGGUGGACCUGGGAAUCGAUGCAAAGAUAAAGAACAUCAUUAGUACAGAAGAGGCCAAAGCAAAGCUGAUUGCUGAGCAGAGGAAUAAGAAAAAAGAUAGUGGCACCUCUUUCGUUCCCACCAACAUCGCAGUGAACUACGUCCAGCAUAACCGCUUCUACCAUGAAGAUGCAAAUGCACCUCAGAGACGUCACAGAGAGGAGCCCAAAGCCAGACCACUGCGUGUUGGAGACACUGAGAAACCAGGACCAGAGAAAUCACCUCCUAACUAUCGCAAGAGACCAAACAACGAGAAGGCGACAGAUGACUACCAUUAUGAGAAAUUCAAGAAGAUGAAUAGAAGAUAUUGAUUCCACAUUGCCAUUACAAAAGUAAACUUCAAUUCUGCACUUGGGUGGGUGUCAGAUACUUUCGUUUUUAGCAAACAAUCCACAAAAUGUGUGUUUAGGAGUUUGAAGAGAAUCGGGACACUAUGCAAGCAAAGGGGCUGGACCCACUCAGCCAAGAAGACCUGGCAGAAAAUGGAGGCAAAACUUCUAGCAGAAUCUUAUAUUUGGACAAGCAAAUGCUACACUGCAUCACUGUUAAGCUUGGGAAAUAGCGCCACGUGUGAAAAGGUGAUAGUGAUAUUAUGUAGAUCUCUUGUAAAUAUAUAGUGCUUACAAGUUGUAACUACCACUUUGCCAUGCCCUUCCUGAAAGCAAUAUCUGGACUUUCCCUUUAUAUUAAAGAUGUAUAAGAUUUCAGUUUAAAUCAGAAAUUAAUUACAAACAAUAUCUCCCAGAUAUUUUACAGAUUUUAAAAAAUAUUUCUGUCUAAUUCAACCUUCGGGAUCUCUUGUGUUAUAAAACAGGGUCAUAAUGUCUAGAACGCAAAUAUAGCCAUUUUAUUUACUAUCUCAAAUGAUCGGUGAACCUAUUCAUCUUGUGUUUGUAUACAAAGGUUUGGGUAUCUGGUCACGUUAUGAUUUUCUAGGCUAACUGUUCGGUAGCAUGUAGAGGAUGUGUUAUUUUCAUUUAGAAAAAUCCAGAGGUGUUUUUCGCUUGCACAAUGCUAUAUGUAAUAUUAAUAAUCACAAAAGAAAAUGGUGAAUCUGAAAGAAAACAAUUACUUUGUGGUCCAUCUUAUCUUAGAACAUCCUGCAUGUACCACUCUGCAAUUAAUGGAUUUAAAAAAAUCAUUUUAGGUAAUAAUUUCCCCAAACUUGUCUCAGCACAUUUUGACUACUUUUUGGUAACUUAAGAUAAUUUGAUAUGUGAGGAAGCCUUUAGAGGCAUUAAACACUUUAGAUAUCUGGUUCCCACCACUACUGUUGUGAACAAUUCUGACUUGGCAAGUUGCUCUAGAAUGUAGCUUUUCACAUCAAACCACCCUGAAUGACUAUUUAUGUGUAGGAUUUCCCCAUCAACACAUUUUGGGUUGCUUUCAUAAUGCUGCCCACUGUACCUGUAAAUACUAGUAUUAUGUCAUUUUUGUCUGACUUGUUUUCUCCAACCUCUUGGUUUAUUGGGAUGGACUGGGUUUUUACAAUAAAUAUGCUCUCUGAUUCAUAA